Colletotrichum orchidophilum is the source of this 1032-nucleotide messenger RNA. RefSeq names its product pyrroline-5-carboxylate reductase. Gene Ontology annotation, molecular function: pyrroline-5-carboxylate reductase activity. The record is from RefSeq and is a predicted model, not a curated record. Gene Ontology annotation, biological process: L-proline biosynthetic process. Lineage: Eukaryota; Fungi; Ascomycota; Sordariomycetes; Glomerellales; Glomerellaceae. The transcript has 2 exons. Bases 1 to 1032 code for a protein of 343 amino acids.
AUGUCUGUCAUGGGAGAUUACAGCUCUUCGGAGCUCACCAUUACCGUCCUCGGUUGCGGAACCAUGGGCAUUGCCAUCCUCAACGGCAUCUUCACUUCCCUGCUGGAGAUGCAGGCUCCCAAGCCUCUCCAGAUACUCCACACCCCUUCGGCAUCGGGCACUUCCACCCCUCUGAACGAGGAGGUCCCCUCUCGCCUGCCUUCGCGCUUCAUUGCCUGCGUCCGUCGUCCCGAGAGCGCUAAGAAGGUGAAGAAGGCCCUGUGGGAGCACUCCUCCAUACUCAAAGUCGUCCAAAACGACAACGUCAACUCGGUCCACCAGUCGGACGUCGUCAUCCUCGCCUGCAAGCCCUACAUGGUCAAGGACGUCCUCAGCGAGGCCGGCAUGACCCGCGCCCUGCACGGCAAACUCCUCAUCAGCAUCUGCGCCGGCCUCACCGAGGAACACCUGGAAGAGAUCCUCCACGGCGCCGUGCCGACCAAGGACCCCGAGGAAGACGGCCGAUGCCGCAUCAUCCGUGCUCUCCCCAACACCGCCUCUCUCAUCCGCGAGAGCAUGACCGUCAUCGGCGCGCCGACCUACCCCUUGCCCCGCGAUGCCGCCAACCUCGUCACCUGGAUCUUCAAGCGCAUCGGCGACGUUGUCUACCUGCCCGCCAACAACAUGGACGUCAGCACCGCCCUCUGCGGUGCCGGCCCGGCCUUCUUCUCCUUGGUCCUCGAGGCCGCCAUUGACGGCGCCGUUGCCAUGGGUCUCCCCCGCGUCGAGGCCACGAGAAUGGCUGCCCAGACUAUGAAGGGCGCCGCGGGCUUAGUCCAGAACGGUGAUCAUCCCGCUCUCCUUCGCGACAAGGUUACUACACCUGGUGGGUGCACCAUCGGCGGUCUGUUGGUGCUUGAGGAGGGUCGUGUGAGAGGCACCGUUUCGCGCGCCGUGCGUGAGGCCACUGUUGUUGCCAGCCAGCAGGGCCAGGGCAUUCAGGGAGUAAACGGCAUUCGUUUCCCUCCGCAGUCAGGAUACCCUAAUUUCUAG